AUGCAGCAAGGCCCGCCGUCAAACGGUGGGCGUGGCAGAGGAAGUGGAUACGGCAGUGCUGGAUAUUCCCAAGGUCCUCCUCCUGCUGGCGCUGUUCCUCCAACGGCCGGGGGCCCGCCGCCUCAUGCGCGAUAUGGCUCGGUCAGUUCCCCGCCAUUGCAGCCCGAAGACUUUUCUCGACCCCCUCCGCAGCAGCGGUACAACAAUUACGGAUUUUCUCCACCGCCCCAGCACCAAGCGUUCGGUGCUCCUCCUCCACCGCCACAGGGCUACCACAAUCGACCGCCAGUCUCGUCUCGGCCCCCGUCCAGUCCGAUUGUGGCGCGAGACGCGUCUGAAGCCUCGCUCAUUCCACUGUUCCAAGCCGUUGACAAAAACGGCUCUGGCGAGUUGAGCGAGCGCGAGCUCGGAGCCGCGUUAAUCAAUGGCGAUUGGACACCGUUUGAUCCGCACACGGUCAGGAUGAUGAUAAGAAUGUUUGACAGUGAUCGCGAUGGCACAAUUGGUUUCAGCGAGUUCUGUGGUCUAUGGAACUUUCUCGCUUCAUGGCGCGCGCUGUUUGACCGCUUUGACGAAGAUCGUAGCGGAAACAUUAGCUUCGAUGAGUAUUCCAAAGCUCUUGUCGCAUUCGGAUACCGCCUCACUCCGCAAUUCGUACAAACGCUCUUCCGAACAUAUGACAAACGCGGAGCAAAUGCCAUUUCCUUUGACGUCUUUGUCCAGUCCUGCAUCAGCCUCAAGCGCAUGACAGACGUGUUUAAAAAGUAUGACGACGACCGUGACGGGUAUAUCACGCUGAGCUUGUACGUUUCCCUUCCCAGUCCUUUGAAUAAGUUUUACCUCAUCUUUUGCUUGCCAACGAUGGUGAUUCCCUUCACCCUUGUCUUUCCUGUGGAUGCUGGUCGUCUAUUCGAGACGAUCUUGAUUUACUCGCGCCAUUUUUUUUCUUGUCAUACUAUACUCGUCAUCCUGUAUCAUCAAGCAUACCUUAGCUAA
Messenger RNA from Xylona heveae TC161, 996 nucleotides. Its product is annotated as EF-hand. Gene Ontology annotation, molecular function: calcium ion binding. The transcript is spliced from 6 exons. Bases 1 to 996 code for a protein of 331 amino acids. Lineage: Eukaryota; Fungi; Ascomycota; Xylonomycetes; Xylonales; Xylonaceae. The record is from RefSeq and is a predicted model, not a curated record.